Phytophthora sojae is the source of this 582-nucleotide messenger RNA. RefSeq names its product Mitochondrial/chloroplast ribosomal protein L20. Gene Ontology annotation, biological process: ribosomal large subunit assembly; translation. Gene Ontology annotation, cellular component: ribosome. Gene Ontology annotation, molecular function: rRNA binding; structural constituent of ribosome. The transcript has 2 exons. NCBI's taxonomy places the organism in Eukaryota, Oomycota, Peronosporomycetes, Peronosporales, Peronosporaceae. The record is from RefSeq and is a predicted model, not a curated record. The coding region runs from base 43 to 390 and encodes 115 amino acids.
GGACUAGGAAGGAAGGCAGCAGUACGUAGCAGUCAGAGCAGCAUGUCGUGGGCGAAGCACAAGAAGAUCCUGGCCAUGGCCAAGGGCUACCGCGGCCGCGCCAACUCGUGCUACCGCACGGCCAUCAACCGCGUGGAGAAGGGUCUGCAGUACCAGUACCGUGACCGCAAGCAGAAGAAGCGCGACAUGCGCUCGCUGUGGAUCCAGAAGAUCAACGCCGGCGCGCGUCAGGAGGGUCUCUCGUACUCGAAGCUGUACGGCAAGAUGAACGGCUCGGGCAUCGAGCUGAACCGCAAGGUGCUGGCCGAUAUGGCCGCCACGGAGCCCUUCAGCUUCAAGUCGGUGCUGGAGGUCGUCAAGCACAUGGAGGUCGUCACCAAGGCUCUGUAAAUACUAAGCUUAACCUUUCAGCGUCAGGCCGCUCGCCUUGAGGCAGCGCAGUGGCCGCCAACAGGCAUAGGUAGAUUUGCACGAAAGCAGGCACUCGCAGCUCGUCAUCGUGGAGGUUUGGAUUGUAUUGCUGCUGGAGUGAUAGAGAGCACGCGCUGGUAAUGCAAGACGAUUGCGUGAUGAAGAGACUUC